AUGGCUGGCUCAUCCGACAAAUUCAGUAGCCACGGCCAGGAGAAAGGCUGGAAACCGCUGAUGUGCGCUGCUGAGGCCGGCGACGUCGACACGCUUACAGCGCUGCUUACUGACGGUUGCGACAUCGACAUCAACGCACGCGACUACGGCGGCUGCACGUCGUUGGCACUAGCUGCCGAAAAGGGACAUACCGCUGUGGUAGAGCGACUGCUUGCACACAACGCCAACCCCAACUUGAGCGAUCUGGACCAUCUCGCACCGUUAUGGAAGGCCGCUCGCGAUGGCCAUACAUCUGUCGUGCAACUGCUACUAGCGAGUACCAAGUUGUCAGAUGUCAACCCGCGGCCUUCAUACCUCCACGAGCAUAAACUAGAGACACCCCUGUCCAUUGCGAUCAAGGAGGGCCAUCAAGAAACAGCCGAGCGACUAUCACACGCAAAUGGCAUCAAUCCGUGCCUAACAACAAUCCUGUCUAAGACUGUCUACUGGGAAAAAGUCAGUAUACUUGGCCUUGCUGUUUGUGCUGGAUUUGAACACGUGGCGUUAUCUUUGCUGGCAAAAUGCGACAUUGGGCGCGACUCUCAAGAGGCUGACCACGGUGGGACCAAGAACAUCGUUGAGCCUGCAUCGAAACUCCUGGUUUUCGCUGUCGCCGCUGGAUGCUCUAGAAUUGUUCGAGAACUUUUGGCCAAGCACAGUCUCGAUGUUAACGCGGUUCAUGGGUACCACGCAGGGGAAGCACUAGGCUGGGUUGAAGAUAGCCCACUGAUGGCGGCGUCCAGGCGGGGCGAUCUCAGCGCCGUCCGGUUGUUUCUAGAUAUGGACGAGGUCAGACCGGGACUUAGUUCGAACCGUAGCGGGACGGCACUUACCGCUGCUGCCCAGGGGGGUUUCGUUGAUGUGGUCAAGAUUCUCAUUGCUGAUGGCAGGAUUGAGGUUGGCCAUGAAAAUCAAGAUGGGCGCACUGCUCUUUCAUUUGCGGCCGAGAGUGGUUCCAAAGAUGUAGUGAACGAACUGCUGGCAACUGGAGACACCAAUCCGAAUGACCAAGAUUCCGAUUCGAGAACGCCGCUGAUUUGGGCCGUGAAUCCACGGCAUGGCCAGAUCGCCGUGAACGCUCGUGACUCUUUCGGCCUUACGGCAUUAUUAUACGCGGCUAAAAAUGGCGCUCUCGGACUCGUCAUGGCUCUUUUAGAGCACCCUCAAAUCGAUCCGACAGCUGGACCUAAGGACAAGUCGCCCUUAGCAGAGGCAGCCGUACAUGACCAUGCGGACGUGGUUCAGGCACUGAUAAGUGUGGGGCAGGUUGACGUUAAUACCAUCCUAGCCAGUACCUAUGAAAGAACAGCACUCAUGGCUGUGGUCGAAUAUGGCCGAGUCGAACGCGAAAUUGCGACUCAAGUGCUGCUAUCCGCCCCCAGUAUAGAUGUGAACUUCCAGGACAGGGACGGUAGGACAGCGUUGAUGCUGGCUGCCUCUGGAGGCACAGUAGGAAUGGUCAAGCUUAUUUUGGCUUCUGGGGCCGAGCCUAACAUGCAGGAUAACUCUGGUCGUACGGCUCUUUGCUAUGCGAAGAGCAUCGAGAAAAUGAAGGCGCUUCUCGAGGAUCCAAGGAUUAAGCCCGAUCUCCCAAACAGCCAAGGGCGGACAGCACUUUCUCUUGCUGCAGAAGCUGGUAGAAGGGAACAUGUCAAUGCACUUCUCGAAAGGAAAGACGUUAAUCCAGACUCACGGGAUAUCCAUGGAAGAUGCCCUCUUUCAUGGAUUUUCUGCAAGAAUGGUCUUCAGGAUAGUGAGAAAAAAGAAGAGCGGAAAGCUGUUUUGCAGCGGCUGCUUAGGAUUCCAGACGUCGAUCCUAAUGCCGAGGACCAUGAUGGCUUUACUCCGUUGCUUCUGGCUGUCAUGUCUCAUCAAGGCCAUGAGUAUGUCGAGGUUCUACUCUCGCGGUUAGAUCUUGAUGUGAAUCAGCCUCGAGCUGGGGGCCUUGGCAGCCCAUUAGACACUGCAAAACAAGUAGGUAAUAUGGAAACUACGGCGCUUUUGCGCACAAGAGGUGCCAGUGAGUCGAUCAAUUCUGUGAGGCCUCAUUCCUUUGAGGCCACCUUUGUGAUGGAGCAAGGCUUCCGGUCUAGUGCAUACUCUAUGUUUGAGGAGGCUCGACCACAACAGCGACAACGACAGCGUGCACGCCGCUCAUUAUCUCAAGGAAGUGGAACUUCAAGCGAUGAACCUGAUUUUGACUACCAACCGAAGCUGUCAGGAAGUCUAGUUGAUGCACUACGAGCAAACCUGCUUAAGGAGUACCCCCUAUAUCUGGAGGAGCAGCAGGAAUAUGUCGACGAGUGGACAGAUGGCACAGAAAGCAUGUGUUCGUCAUGCUUGGAUAUCAACCUCGGUUCUGCCCUUUGGAGACGCCAUACCCAGUAUGAAGGGCGCGUGAUCGCCGGCCUAGGUAGGGUGGACGAAACUUGGAAGACGAGGAGUUGCCCUCUAUGCCGCCUGUUUGCUACCGUGUAUCCUCAUACCAGCCUCAGGGAGGAGCACAAGCUGGUCAGCUUCUCUACCACGCAAUCUUGGAUCUGCCACGGAAAGAUGAGCCGCUGGAAUGAUCUUCGAUUUAAGCGAUUCGCCGACACUAUGUUGCUAGCCGUAGUGGCUGGCGACUCCCCCGUUGCUGACGAGGUGGUUCCAACCCGACGUCGCUCAAGGCGCAACCCGAGCCCGUCAAGACGUGAAAAGGAUGUUGUUAAAGCCACUUUCUCUUCCGGCCUCAUCGGCCGCCUCGGGAGGAACGGUCCAAAUCUAUGUUCCUUGAAUAUCCCGCGAAUGACCACCGAGAUAAAGGACUGGAGUAUAGCUAGGGGUUGGAUAACUUUGUGUCGCGAGAACCACUCGGGGGAGUGCAACCCGCGUAAAUCAGCCGCCGUUCUGCAUUUCUUUCUGAUCGAGUGUUCUACAAGGCAGAUUGCUGAACAGAAAGAGUCUCAGACUGACGGUCUGCCGCCAUAUGUCGCUCUGAGCUACGUAUGGGGUCAGUCACAAGGGAAUCAGCAACCGCUACAACGAGAGAAGCAGCAGGAAAUCCUCGACGGGAAAGGAGACGGUAUAGUGGAGCCAGCUAUUGAGGAUGCCAUCCGUGUGACACUAGAGCUGGGUUACAGAUACCUCUGGGUGGAUCGGUAUUGCAUUGUGCAGACGGGAGACGAGGCCAUUAAGCAGGAGCAGUUAAGGCAUAUGCAUCUUGUCUAUGCCAAUGCCGAAGUGACUCUGAUUGCAGCAGCUGGGCAAGAUUCAUCAGCAGGUCUACCUGGUGUCCCAGGGCGCCCGAGGAGCCAGCAACCCGGCGCUUCGAUUCAAGGACACGCUUUGGUAUGUAUCCCACCAGAUCCCUCCCUUCACAUCCGCUCCCGCUCCACUUGGGCCACUCGGGGAUGGACAUAUCAGGAGGGACUGCUAGCACGCCGUCGUCUCUACUUCUCAGAUUAUGAGAUGUCUUAUGAGUGCCGGAACAUGCUGUGUCGUGAGGCCAUCCGCUUGCCUAUUGGAUUUGAACAGCUACUAUCUGGACAUAAACCACGCUUUAUGGAGCCGUUUUGGAUGUAUCAGCCAUACAAACUUCCCGGGAUGGAUUCAGACCAAACUGGCGUCGGCCUAUUUGACCUCUUGGAGGUUUACAUGAAACGAAAGCUUUCCCUGCCUUCGGACACACUCAAUGCCAUGCUUGGCAUCUUCAGUUUACUUGCUCAACACAAAACAAGACCUAUCUAUCAUAUUUGUGGCGUUCCCAUUCUGCGCCUCAAAGAACGUUACGAACGAGGAUCAGGGGGAAGGUCACGAAAGCCAACAGGGUCCAGCAACAGCGUCGAUAAUGAGGAUACCGCUGCUGCAGGCCUAGGUGGCUUUCUCGACGGUCUAUGCUGGCGACUUGUAAAGCCCGCCCAUCGGCAGACAGGCUUUCCGAGCUGGUCGUGGACAGGAUGGCAGGGCGUGGUCACGGGCAUGAGUAAGACAAGCAAGCCUAUGAAGCAAAGCAAUGGAUUUGCGAUAGACGUAUCCAUCAUUCCGGGCAAUCAGGACGAUGCAGUUGCAGUGCCGUGGAAGCGGUGCUAUGACCAAUUGCGAAUGGCGGACGACAGCAACCCAGACAUCCGAUCAGGCCAGAACCAUGUGCUUGAGAUCACAGCCAGUUCUGUCACCGUUAGGUUUCACAGGGGAGAGUUCGACGGUCGCCCCAACACGUGGAUUGGUACGCUAUGCGCUGGCCAUGGCGUAUGGCAGGGCGAGUUCUUCCUCACCAGCAAGGAUGUACUUGUGCCAUCGCUGCUACAGGAGUCCUGGACAGGCAUUGUAUUAGGGAAUUCGAAAAGUGAUUGGCACGAGAACCUUCACGACACCAAAGUGGUCGUUAUACAAGAACAGAAGCAUAAGCGGGGGCAGAGAAGUAUGAAGGGGCAAAAGUACUACGAACGUGUUGGAUUACUUAGGGUUAAAAAUUGUACACUUGAAGGCAGUUCUAGUGAGGCAGGCUCUGCUGUGCCAGCCUAG
Messenger RNA from Fusarium proliferatum ET1, 4545 nucleotides. RefSeq lists its product as uncharacterized. Gene Ontology annotation, biological process: RNA processing. Bases 1 to 4545 code for a protein of 1514 amino acids. The transcript has 3 exons. Gene Ontology annotation, molecular function: RNA nuclease activity; protein binding; RNA binding. The record is from RefSeq and is a predicted model, not a curated record. NCBI's taxonomy places the organism in Eukaryota, Fungi, Ascomycota, Sordariomycetes, Hypocreales, Nectriaceae.